Molecule: messenger RNA, 2821 nt
Organism: Wyeomyia smithii (pitcher-plant mosquito)
Lineage: Eukaryota; Metazoa; Arthropoda; Insecta; Diptera; Culicidae
Gene: G9a
Exons: 4
Coding region: 149-2734 (861 amino acids)
Molecular function (GO): histone methyltransferase activity; protein-lysine N-methyltransferase activity; zinc ion binding
Source: RefSeq, a predicted model, not a curated record
UCGAAACAUCGAUGUUUUUCAAUAUCGAUCUCACUGUGACAUCGCUCUAUACUGCUGAGAACAGUAAAUAUUUUGUUCUUGCAUGGAUUAAGUUAUUUUGAUAAUACAUAGUGGUUUUUGUGCAAUUAAAGAAAACUGAUUGAACGCGAUGGAUUUCAUCGAUACACUUUUAAAUCAAAUGUCAUCAACGUUUAAUCGAGAGGGAUCAAUACCAAUUCAAGCCGAAAUUUCCAUGGAUGAAACAUUCAAAUGGCGAGCCCUAAAAAACAACCAGUUUGCUAGCCGAUCAAAAAAAGUUCGUUUCUCUAAGAGCCGUUUAAAGGAUAAGGAAAAAAUCAUUGAGAAAAAUGAUUAUUCCGACUCUUCCAUACAAGCGAAGCAUAGUUGUACAAUAAAUGGAUUGAAUUCAAACGACGGCAUUGAAAUCGAAAUUGAAAAUGAUAUAAGCCGAGCAGAAAUUCGAGAAAUUGUGGCAAUCACCCAAGGUUUUUUUUCUGUGUCUGAAGACUUAAAAACUCAACCUACGGAUGAUGUGGAAAUAAGUGAAGGCAUCGGCAUGUUUAGUAAAAAUAAGGAAAGCAAUAUUGAAUCGAUUCCUUCAUCAAUUGGCUUUAGUUCAAACACCGAAGAGUUGUUACCGACUCCCCUUGAUAGUGAUAUAAACCAAACAAAACCUUCAGAGAAUGAUAAAAAUGAGAUGAUCUCAGAGUUUGGCCAUAUUAAAACAAACAUAUUGGAGACCGAAAAAAAUCAACAAAUAGGCGAUCAAGAAUCAUCUGACACUACUAGUAUAUUUGUUCAAAUGUCCUAUGCGUUUAAUGGAUCUAUCUCAGCUAAAUCGGGUUGCGUCGAACGUAACUCAAUUGAUUUGGGCGAAAUAGAAACGCCGUCUCAGUUAAUAGAGCUUUCCAAACCUACUAGAAGCUAUAAUUCAAAUGGGUUAUCAAAAUCUGAUCUUCAAGAUAAUCUCAGAAGAUCUGGUAGGCUGAAACGCGAGAAGACUUUAGUUAGAGGUGCGAUGGUUACCAGUCGUAAAAACGAAACGAGUACACAAACGUUGAAUAGUCCUAUACUAAGCGAAGAGAAUCAUUUAACAGUAAGAAAGAGCUCAAAUCCUACACCAAAACCUACUAGAAACCCCGCAAAUAAAGAUAUCGACAAAAAAAUUAGUACUAAGGACGUAAAUGAAAAAAUACUUCCCAAGAAUCGACCGAACCGUUGUGGAAACAGAAAAUUUGGAAAAAGAGAUCUUAUCGCUCUACGGAGAUUCAAUCAAUCCCGAGUUCCUUCGAAAAUACGCGUGAAACACAACAAGGAGAAGAUAGUACAUGCAAUAUCUAAAAAAUCCAUAAUCAUCCAAAAACAAUCUUCGCCUUCAAAUGAUUUGAAAAAGCAUUCAGUUAAGAAAUCGGCUUCGACAGUUAAACAUAAAAAAGAAUUUGAGCGCAAACCUGAAACAAUGCCGUUUGAAUGUAAACUACUAAAACCAGAAACGCAAAACAUUGAUAUGAAACCGUUGAGACGUCUUCUAAACAUUGAAAAUAACUCGAAACAAGAUUUGUCCGAACAUAAAGGUCGGCUUUCACGACCAAUUAAACUUUCUGCCAAAAUUCUAGCCAAUGCCGAAUUGAGGCACGGGUUUGAAUUGCAAAAUAGUCUCAGACUAAGCAUUAAUGCUGAAAUUGAAAACAAAACAAGCCAUAAAAAUUUGUCAUCAAACUCGUUACCGGACAUUGCAACAAAACUCAAUCGUACUGUUGAAAAAAGAACAAGGCUACCAGCGAUUAAAUAUUCGAGUAUUAAUAAAAGUUUGAAUCUGACUGACUUUCUAAAUGAGAUAAAACGUCAGAAUUUGGGCAAUAAUAGGUCUCCAGAGAAUAGAAAGCUUACUAAAAAACAGCAAAAACGACUGCUGAAACUAAAGGAAAUUCAUUUCAAAAUGCUGGGUUUGCGAAAAAACAGUGUAAAAUGUGAACAAUCAUCAAAUAGUUCUGUUAUUGGAGACAUAAAUAAUACUACGACUGAAAUAAAAAUAAAAGAUAGUAUAUCAACUGUCUCAAAUACACAAGAUGUGUUCCGAGUUUCACCACGGCAAUCUACCAAAGAAACUUUUUUACGCGGGCCAUGUCAAGACGAUAAUAUGAGUCAUUCAAAACUAUCCAAUAACGAUUGUCUCGAAAGAGCACAGCCGUUAACCGACUCUAGUCCUUACCGCGAAGUUCAUGGCACUGAAAGUGCCUCAUCUACAAAUCAAACAGAAUGCAAUUGUUAUUGCCAGAAACGUACCCGGUAUUUCAUCACGAAGGCAAGGAAUCGUAUGAUGUGUACUGCCACUGAUGAUGUUAAUGGAGAAACUAUCGGAUGUACUGAAGAGCUGGAAGGAGAACUUCAAAAUUUUUUACGUGUCAAUAAGAAAAUAAGUUAUCAAUUACUUUGUCAUAUUCAUCGAAAACGAUUACGGCAUCACGGAUGCUGUCCAGUAUGUGGCAUUUUUUGUACGAAGGGUGUAUUCGUUUUGUGUAUCCAUAAACAUCUCUUCCAUCGAAGCUGCGCAGAAAAAUUAAUAAUGAAUAUUGAAUGCAUUUCUAAUGGAACUAACGCUCAACAAGUCUUGAGCUGCCCCCAUUGUGGUACGAAGAAUGUUGCUCAUAACUACAUAGUUGAGCCGUGUAAUACCCCGGCAUCUAUUCGUUCAGAUCCUUCCGAGAAUUCCAAACAACCCAAAAGGCGAUAAUCAUGGAACUUCAAAUGUAGAUGCUAAACAAGUAGAUAAUCGUACUCAAAAUAUAUAAUUGUGUAGAAACUCAUCUGCAUAAAAUAA